CCGCCAUAUUAAUUAAUUUCGAUAAACUAAUGGAGUGGGUCAGUUUCACGAACGGAUUAUUACACAAGAAUAAUUUUAAAAAAAUCAAAUUUUUCGGAUUGUAUACUUCAGAAAGAGUGCUUUAAUUUCUGACAGCAUAUUUUAUAUAAUAAUCUGCACUCUUUUAAAAUUAAACGAGCAGUAUUUCACUUCAGCAAAAGUAACCCAGCACAGUGUACAUCCAAAACUAAAUAUAUGUACAAAGAAAAAUAUUACUUAACUUUGACUGAGCAUGGAGUGGGAACCACAGCGUCCCACUGCUCCAUCCACUCCGUCCAGCACGUCCAGCUAUUCAGCUGGCAACAGUGGGGCCAGAGCAGAAAAGAUUCCAGUCUUGAAGCAAAUCACCCCAAGUCCCUCAGUUGCAGCUUUAUCAAAAUUAACAGAUGAUGAGUUGCGACGUAAAGGUGUUGAAGAUCUGGUUAGAAUAUUACGACGUGUUGAAGGAGAUUAUAAGUACCUCUUGGGGGAACAUGGCAACGUUAUCAAAGAUGUAAACAGGCGAUUUCAAAUAUUUUUGCUGGAGGUGCGCAGUCUUAAAGAGUUCAACCAGAAACUACAGGAUGACAAUCAAGAAUUGCGAGACCUGUGUUGCUUUCUAGAUGACGACCGCCAAAGAGGCCGCAAGUUGGCUCGUGAGUGGCAAAGAUUUGGUCGUUACACAGCAAGCGUUAUGAAGAGUGAGGUUGCUGCAUACCAGGACAAGCUCAGAGAGCUGGAGGAUAGACAGAAUGAUCUAGUGAUGGAAAAUUUAGAACUCAAGGAAUUGUGUAUUUACCUAGAUCAAGAAAGAGCGAGAGUUACUGGGGACAGAGAUGAAGGGGAUGGGAGCAGUAAUGGUACAGUGACAGGCCAUGAGGAUGGUGUUGUUGCCAUGGACACAGCUCAUCCUAUGAGCUCUAUUGCACACACUGGAUUCGCUAGUACAACAGCAAACUAUGUCCGAGAGCUUGAAAUUAAAAUACAUCAGUUGGAAGAGGAGAAGAAAUUGUUGGCACAGAGGAUAGGUAGCAAUAGUCUAGACGGGCUUGAUAAUAUUCUUAUAGAUGGCAUAAAUACUUCAACCAUAAGUAAUGAUCAGUCUGUGCAUGGCUCAAUCCCUGGUACUGUUGGUUUGAGAAAGCCAUCUACAUCCAGCAAGCCAGAGGCAGUAGUGCAUGCGAUGAAGGUCCUACAGGUCCAUGAAGAGUUAGAAAAAACACCAACAGAGGAGGAUUUGGAUGAUCCUGAAAAAGCUAUUGUGAGGGAGAUGUGUAAUGUUGUAUGGCGUAAGCUUGGUGACGUCGGCGAUGUCGGGAGAUUUAAUGACUCAACAGACAGCAUACUGGAUCCUCCAUAUUUAUCCGACUCUCCUGGAAAACCACCAUCCAUGGCAUAUUCUAAUUAUAUUCCACAACCUCAACCUCAGAUGGCCAGCACUCCGUUAUCCGCUACAGUCAAACCAACUGUUGGGAAAAAUCAGUAUGGGCAAGCGGGUUUAGAACCACAGCCCACUUCAUAUCCGUUCCAUCCACAAAACCUGGAGAGGUAUGCACCAAGGCCUCAUAACGAAAUGAACAGGCCAUCUCAUCCUUCACAGUCAUCAACUACUCAUUUAUUCCCACAAAAUCAAACAGAUUCUGAUAAAAGAGGCCAGCUUGGCUUAGGACUCAAAACACACAUGCCUGAUCGAGCUGAUGAAAGGAGAAAUCCAGACCCUACUGUCGUACCUCGUGUCCCGAUAGACUCUAAUAAAUACAAUCAGCCGCUCCCUUCUCAUCAUUUUCAGAACGACCCGAACCAACAACUGCAGUCCCAGCAUCCUCAGCAUUUGACACAACCACAGCUGUAUUCCUCCCAGAGACCUAUCGACCCUGCUAGAACCUCCCAGCCAAGUCAGCACCCACCCCCUCCCGUGACACCUCGCUACCCGGGACAGCCUAACCCCGCCCCCAGUUCAGCUCUACCUCAGCAGUUUGCCUCGUACGACACUAAACCCACAAGUCAACAAAGAAACCCUCCGGUCAGAUCAUUAGACAAUGCAGGAGCACAUAGAUAUGGAUACAGCGAGUCACAAAAAUUACCCCCAUCCUCACAAGGUUUGGCAGCUCACGCCGAAAGAGAUGACGCUAAUGCAUUACCUGUACCGAGACCUUUAAGCAGGGGAGAAAAUAGAACAGAAGAUAGGAAUUACCUGGAAAGAGACGCUCAGAUCAGGCAGUCAGCCAGAUCUUUAACUUCCUCCUCGGCUCUAAAUCAACAGCCCCAGGGCCGACCUCACCCCCUUGCAGCACCUCAUCAGAACGCGCAGGGCCCCGCUGGAUUCAGAGCUUAUCCUCCGCAAUUAAACUCCAUGCCAACGCAGUCCUGGGGUGGCGGUAUCAAAGACCCCGCCGGUCAUUUUUACCAACAAGACUCUAAAAUGCGACCCAACCACUACCAGGUGCACCCGGGUCAGCAGGGUUACAAUGCCGGGUCACAGGUCAAGGGUAAUAAAAGAUUCCAGGAACAGGAGUGGAGACAGAACUAUUUAGAAGACAGUGAUACACUGUGAAGUUCAUUCGUUAAAUCAAAAUCUGCAUAAACCUGUAUCAAUUUUUUUUACUGCUGUUGUUGAUUUAGUAUAGUCAUUGGUUGUUUUUUUUUUUUUACCACUAAAUAAUAGAAUAUUUUUAACAUGCAUACCAUAUAUUUUUUAAUGUAUCCAUAUAUUCGUUGUUGAUAUUAAUGGCUUAGAGAAUUUAUUUCGGCCAUUUGAGCACAUAAAAUUGUGUUUAUAUUAGCAUAAUCAGUUUUUUUUUGUGUUAAAGUUUGUGUUGAAUAGAUUUAGCUUUAAGUAAAACAAAAGAUAUUAUAUACCAUUUAAAUUAAACUAAUUGUAGUUAAUGGUCUUUACAAAAUUUGAUAAUUUAUAUUUUAGUUGGUUUGACAGUGAGUUUUAGCGGCACAAGAAAUAUUAAAGACGCUGACAUUUAUUUAUAGACUAUGAAUUAUUACAUAGGAUUCUCCAUUAUAAGCUAGUAGCAAAGUAUCUCGCUGUCUUAUUUCAGCAACAACUAUAGAAAUCUAUCAUAAAUAUAUUUAAGAAAAUAAUUUUUUUUUAAAUUUCUUUUUCUACUACUGUUGCAUUAUUCAGAUUUUUAACACUGAUGUUCGGAUUUAAAAUUGGCAGUGGAUUGUUUACCUUAGUCUCUGUGAUAAAAGAAGUGUCUUAGUUAAAUAUAACUGUAAAGUAAAUGUUUUUUUUUUUCUUUUAAAUAAACCACCUUUUUUUUCCUCCAACUUUUGUUCAACCACAUUAUACAAAAUAAUAUUAUCUCAAUAUUAGUUACUUAAUUAUAUUUUUUUUAAAACUUCAGUCUUUUUACUGUAACUUAAAAAGUAUUAUUUCAAUUUGGUUUAGAAUAACUAUUACAAAUAAUAUAUAUCACAGACCAUUUUUCAGGAUAGAUUCUAAGAAUGGAUUUUAUUAUUCAAAUAUAAUCCAUUCACUAUACUUUAAGAAGGUUAGUGUAUUUUAUCAAAUGACGGACUUCUAUUUAUUAUUUAAGCUGGAUCUGCUAAAUUGGUUGUGUUCCUUUAUAUUUAAGCAAUUAGAAUUUAUAAUUUAUACAGGUCUAGACUAUCAUUUAAAAUUCAUACUUGUAAAUAUGUACACUGAAAUUUUGCAUUUAUUUAUUGACAUCCCUUUCAUUAAUAAAUUCUUCAAUAAGUACCUCGUAGUUUAUAAUAGAGAUACACCACCAGUGGGUUUGAAGAUAUUUUUUUUUCUGGCUCAAUUCAAUAACAGAUGAACCUGUUAGAAUAUAUUAAAUCCAUUACUUUUUUUAAUGUAAACAAAAGCAUAUUGUCCAUUAAAAAUACUCAAAUGGCAUAUUAGUGUCUUCUAUGUGUAUCUUCUUGUUUCAAACGUUAACUCUGAAAUGGAAUCUAACAUUAAUAAUAUUAAUAUCAUAUUAUUUGACAAUCAUUAUUUACCCUCUAAGCAACCCUAAAUUGCAAAUUUUAACUUUCUCCUGUGUGGUUGUGAAUAUAAUUUUUUAACCUGAUCAAAUUGUUUAUCUAACAAUUAUACAUGUCACAAUUAAAUAGGAACAUUUGAAAAGAUAAUCCAUAAUCUUUUAAAAUUGCACAUUUAUAAAUAAUAUAAUUAUAUUUUCUCCAAAAUACAAGGAAUGAUUUUUUUUCUCCUUUUCUUUAUUGAAGGUUGUUUGUCAUAACCUACUUUAAAGUGUCUUAAAAACCUAUGCAUUUUUAUGCCCAUUCUGUCCAACAAUAUGAAGAAGUACCUUACUUAUUUUGAUUAGAAAUGAAAACAAAAAUAAAUUAUAAGUAAAAAUUUAUUUUGUAUGUUAAUACAUACAUAUAAUUUACUGUAUAAUACCAGAGUAUCUGGUAUGGUUGUCAAUAAUUUUAUCACAUCUGAUUUUGGAGAUGUGUAUUGUCUAGCAAGAGUCAUGUACACUACUUGUAAAUGUAUAUCCUUUAAUAUCCUAUUUCAUUUUUACCUUCUUGUAAGGCAGCGUGGUAAUUUGCAUAUGUAAAUAGACAUCUUUUUUAGAACAGUUUUCUUUUUUUCUGUUUAUCUGCAGUGUAAAGGUGUAAACAAAUAACUUGAAGAGUACCUGGGUGUAUCAGUUUAUAUCACAUUUAAAGAUUUAUAUGUUUUCUAUUAUACUUUUGUCAUUUGAAUUUCGAAAAAUAAAAAACUACUAAUUAAGAUAACCCUCAAUUAAAAAGAUGAUUCAAGAGAAUAAUAGUUCAGCUAUUAUUAUUGUUUUUAAAAUUUUUUUAGAUUAAAUGAUUGACUUAAAAAAUACAUGUAACAAAAUUAGAUCAGUAAAUUUAAGUGAGGGACCAUGAACAUAUAACAUGGAUGUGGUUAGUGUAAUUUAACAGUUCUUAUAAAGUGCUUUUGUCAGAUGAUUGCUAUUCAAGUUGAUACAUUUGGCGUAGAUAAUUUCCCUCCAACACAGAAUCAGGCUUCCAGUUGUAAUAAUUUCAUUAGAUUAUUAUGCUAAACUUUAAUGGUAUGUUUCUAAUUUUUAAGUCUAAACUAAACAGCUUUCCUGCAAGGUAUGAAUGUAGAGGUCUAAUAAACUUUGGUGGACUAAAAAAUUUAUUAAAAAUAUAUUGCAAACAAUUUGAGAAAAAUAUAAAUACUUGGUAGAGAGUAGCCAGUGAUGAAUGACAUUGCACUGUGUGUUAAGAAUGGCAGAUUUAGAUUGUAAAUGUUCUCAGUCAUACAACAGGUUUUAUAAAUUUAAAUAUUUAAAUGCUAUCUCUCUUUAGGAAAAUAGGCCAGUGAAAUAUUUUGGUAAUGUUGUAUUAAAAAAUGUUGUUAUGCUAGUCGUGAUCUGUUUUUUUAUGCAUCAUUUUUAAAACAAUGCUAUUUUUGUUAUACAAUUAUGAAAUAUGGAUUAUCUAUUUAACGUGUGAAUUUAUUACUUACCUUUAUGAUGAACAAAUCCUAGACUUUAAUGUCUAGCUGAAAUCAUCGAUAACAGUUUUAAAACAAAUAAAUUUUUCUAUUACC
This is a messenger RNA of Physella acuta, 5554 nucleotides long. RefSeq lists its product as uncharacterized. The record is from RefSeq and is a predicted model, not a curated record. Lineage: Eukaryota; Metazoa; Mollusca; Gastropoda; Physidae. Gene Ontology annotation, cellular component: nucleus. Gene Ontology annotation, biological process: negative regulation of DNA-templated transcription.